AUGGACGUCAAGACUUUUUCUCUAGGAGACUUUGAGCUUCAGAAUGGCAAGGUUUUGCCAAAUGCGGUGAUUGCGUACAAGACUUUUGGGGAGGCUGAACUUCCUGCUGUUCUCUAUCCUUCUUGGUUCUCGGGUGCGAUAUCCGAUAAUGAGUGGCUUAUUGGGAAAGACAAGACUCUUGAUCCGGAGAGGUACUACAUUAUUGUAACGGCUCUUUUUGGGAAUGGACAGUCUACGAGUCCGUCAAACUCGGAUAUCAGUCCGUUCCCUGAUGUUUCUUUCUACGACAAUGUCAGAGCUCAGCAUCAACUGAUGGGCCAUCUUGGGGUGAAGCAUCUACGGGCUGUUCUGGGAUGGUCGAUGGGUGCGGCGCAGACAUUUCAAUGGGCUACGCAAUAUCCUGAAUUUAUGGACAUUUGUGUUCCAUUCUGCGGAUCAGCCAAGACGUCUCUUCACAACCAAGUCUUUCUCGAGGGUGUCAAGUCAGCGCUCCUCGCAGCAAAGGGAUGCACGUCUGCAGGAAGUAUCCAAGGACGUGUUGAAACAACAGACGGGACAUGGACUGAGAAGGAGAAAGAAGUCGGUUUGAAAGCUUUUGGGAGAGGAUAUGCAGGCUGGGGUUUCUCUCAGGCCUUCUACCGACAUGAAUUGUUCAAGAAGCAUUACGGUGCUGCUGAUCUUGAAGAGUUUAUGAAGAAUUUCUGGGAGAAGUGGGCUCUUAGUAAAGACCCUGAGAAUCUGCUUGUUAUGCUUCAGACGUGGCAGGCGGGAGAUGUGAGUAAGCAGGAGCCGUAUGGUGGGGAUUUUGAGAAGGCGAUGAAGGGGAUCAAGGCGAGGAUCUUGGUUCUUCCUAGUAAGACGGAUCUCUACUUUCCGCCGGAGGAUUCCGAGUAUGAAGUCAAGUGUAUGGGGGAUAAUGCGAGCUUAGAUGUUUACCCUUCUAUUUGGGGGCAUUGGGCUGGUGGACCACCUGGAAAUAUGGAGGAUGUGAAAUGGUUGGAUGAGAGAUUGAGAAAGGUCUUUGAUGAGGCUCCUCGUAGAGAUGCCAGUUGAGCGUUAUAGCAGUCAAUUGCAGUUUUAUUGUUUACCAUCUAGUCAGCUUCAUUCAAUUACACUACAAUCCGGC
Messenger RNA from Fusarium oxysporum Fo47, 1126 nucleotides. RefSeq names its product Alpha/Beta hydrolase protein. Gene Ontology annotation, molecular function: acyltransferase activity, transferring groups other than amino-acyl groups. The transcript is spliced from 2 exons. Lineage: Eukaryota; Fungi; Ascomycota; Sordariomycetes; Hypocreales; Nectriaceae. Gene Ontology annotation, biological process: biosynthetic process. The coding region runs from base 1 to 1053 and encodes 350 amino acids. The record is from RefSeq and is a predicted model, not a curated record.